AGGCGGUAGAUCUCGCGCGUUGUGCGUUGCUAGGAUACACAGACACACUGUAGGUGAGUCUGAGUGUUUUCAGAAAGUGUGACAUUGCUUUCCUUACUUUAUGAUGGAACUGCAAGAAAAUAAAACGCCACAACCUGAACCUGAAGAGCUUUUGGAAGAAAAAAAUGAGGUUGAAGAAUCAGUCGAAGCUGAAAAUCCUGAGGACAGAAUCAAGGCUCGUCGAAAUCGGAUGGCUGCACGGGCCCAGGCCAAGAAACGGCAGGAGCUUGGAGAAGACAUCCAGGAGAAGGAAAAAACUAAAGAGCCAGAUUGGCCGAGCCAGAGACAAAUUGAUCAAAGCGAAAGACACAUGACUAAACUGAAAGAAGAGAGUUCAGAGCUGGUGAACAACAUUUUGGUGGCAGGUGAUGCCAAGGAGUCGAAGAGGAGAUUAGAAAUCAGAGAAGCGAGCAGACUAAGAUUGGAGAAGCUGGAAAAUGAAGCAAAGUCAAGCACAGAGAGGCUGGAAAAGAUAAUGAACAAGUGGACUGAGGCCAAGACGAAAAAGUUCCAUCAGGAGCUGAGAGACGAUUUGAAUAAACAGCAAGAACUCUGUUGGCAAAUCAUUGAAGACAAGAACAAGCUCAUCACUGAACUGCAGCAGGAGCUAAAAGGAAGAGAUGAUCGCUUUGUCAAAGAUCGCAAGAGGGAGGCAGAAGAAGUGGAUCUUCUGAUUGAACGAAUGCAGGAGCAGAUAUCAGUGAUGAAGAAAAACUGUAGAAAAGAGCUGGAUGCAAUAGAGAGCUCGUUCAGUGAGGAGUGGAGGGAUUUGUUCACAACCAACAAGAACGAAUGGCAGCAGCAGAGGCAGAAAAGAAAUAACAAAGAGCUGGAGUUCUUCCUGGAGACAAUGAAAAUGUUGGAGGAACAGGAAGCCAUACUGGAUCGCCUGAGAACAGAGAGCGCAGAGGAGCUCAACAAGAUCAAAAUCAAACUAGAGACUCGUGUAGAGCACCUAGAACAAGACCUGCAGGCAAGAAAGGCUACAUACCAGCUUAAUCAGGAGAAGCUCGAGCAUAACAUACAAAUGCUGAAGAAAUAUGGAGAUGAUCAUAUCAUCGGUAGAUCUCAGCAAAUAAAGAAGAUCACCAGAAUGCAGGAUAUGUGCAACAAACUGAAGAAAAAAUGUGCCGUUCAGGACCAGCAGUUUGGUGAAGAUAUCAAGUCAUGGACUAAUAAGUACAAGUACCUCAUCCAGCAGUAUGAAGAUUUUCAGAAGAGGAUCAGGCACUUUACGGCAGUCAAUACCAAGCGUUACAAGGAGGUUUGGAGGAUGAAUGAAGAUGAGGCCAAAGAAUUGGCGUGCAAGGCUGUGGAUACGGACCGUGUUAUUUAUGAACAGGUGUUGGGUCUGCCCUGGAGUCCCCCACCACUGCCCUUCAUGGUUCAUUUAAAAUCCAACCAGCCACUUCGAACAGCACAGCAAGUGGCCACACAAGUUCUGGAAGAGAAGGACGAGACACAGGAUCUGACAGAGCAAGAGAAAAGUACGCAGGAGGACUCCAGCGUUCUGGAUAGCAUCGUAGACGGGGUGGAUCAUAAAACUGUAAAAAAGCUGCUGGAGCUUCUGUGUGAUGAAACGGGUUUUUUUAUAGAAAGUAAGUUACACACGCUACUCUCGUCCUUGAAGAAAAAUGAACAGACUACUUUAAAGCUUGACUGUAUCUUUUAUGCCAUGGGGAUUGAAAAUGAAGAGGAUAUAAACAAAAUGAUCAAGUUCUUCCUUAAAUACAAAGAGCAGCAAAAAGAGAAGACGAAUAUAUCAGUGAAUGAUCAGGCAGAGGAGGAGACAAAUCUUAUCGACCCGAAUGAUCUUCUAAGAGCUCUUCGAGCCUUCACUGCCCAGUUCUAUAAGGCCAGAGAACUUCCUCAAUACGAGGGCAGUGCUCUAGUGCUGGGGAGGAUGAGUGACUCUGCGGUCGAAAGUUACUGGGAGAGCAUAGCUAAUAUCAUCCCUGUGUCCAAGCUCAAAGUUUGGAGGGCGCUGGAGUCAGGUCUUACGAAGUACCAUACUGAGCUGACUGAGAGGGCCGAGCUUCUGACUGAAACACAGCAAAUCAAACAACAAAACUCAGAGCUCCGCAUGCUUCUGCACACAUAUCAAAGCUCAAAGGUCAAUGCUGAGCUGAUGAUUCCGCCCAACCAGUUGAUGCAGUGAUGAAGUUGCUUCUCCAUCACUGACGCUGAAGUAGACAAAUCGAAUUUGUCACAUUACAACUGGCACUGGUUACAAUUGUCCAGAUUCUUCAAGUGUGUGAAUCAAUGAAACGAGAACAACACGUGUGCUCAAUAAAGUGUCUAGUGUAAAAUG
This is a messenger RNA of Silurus meridionalis, 2350 nucleotides long. RefSeq names its product dynein regulatory complex subunit 1 homolog (Chlamydomonas) (gene drc1). Gene Ontology annotation, cellular component: axoneme; axonemal dynein complex. The transcript has 16 exons. Gene Ontology annotation, biological process: cilium-dependent cell motility; axonemal dynein complex assembly; regulation of cilium movement. Bases 101 to 2197 code for a protein of 698 amino acids. NCBI's taxonomy places the organism in Eukaryota, Metazoa, Chordata, Actinopteri, Siluriformes, Siluridae. The record is from RefSeq and is a predicted model, not a curated record.